AUGAAUAACCCAUUAUGUUCCGCUCUGUUGAUUUCCGUUGUAUUGAUUCUUACAGACGCCGGUUGUUUAACGUAUCCUAAUAUAACAGACGCAAAUUUUGAUAAAGAUUGCAAUGGAAAUGUAGUCAUUACAUGUUAUGAAGGUUUCAAGAUGGUACAAGGGCUGGAAUGUGUUGAGGAAGAAUGGAGAUAUCAAAACCCAAUAUGUAAACGCACAGAAUGUGGAUACAAAUAUUCAAAUGUAACAUCUUUGUUUCCCUAUCCCUACGGAACAAGACCUGUAUCUUAUUCAGCGGAAUGUUAUGAAAACUGUGCUAACGAUACCAGAUGUUCCACUGCUGCCAAGGAUCAGGGUACAAGAUGUCAACUUUACGAAACACCAGUCAUCUUCGUGUCCUUGGGUGGAAAUGAAGACCAAUGUAUUGAAAAGUGCAACGAGAUGAGUGAAUGUAAAACGAUUGGCAUUGGAAACGAAAUGAGUUUUUUCUGUUUUUUAUUUAACGCCACCUUGGACAAGAUUCCAAAUAAUAUGAAAGACACUAGAGCUUUAACCGUAGCAGAAAAAAUCUGCAAAUAA
This is a messenger RNA of Lottia gigantea (owl limpet), 576 nucleotides long. RefSeq lists its product as hypothetical. NCBI's taxonomy places the organism in Eukaryota, Metazoa, Mollusca, Gastropoda, Lottiidae. The coding region runs from base 1 to 576 and encodes 191 amino acids. The record is from RefSeq and is a predicted model, not a curated record. The transcript is spliced from 3 exons.